Cladophialophora psammophila CBS 110553 is the source of this 897-nucleotide messenger RNA. RefSeq lists its product as uncharacterized. Gene Ontology annotation, molecular function: ABC-type transporter activity. The record is from RefSeq and is a predicted model, not a curated record. Bases 1 to 897 code for a protein of 298 amino acids. Lineage: Eukaryota; Fungi; Ascomycota; Eurotiomycetes; Chaetothyriales; Herpotrichiellaceae. The transcript has a single exon. Gene Ontology annotation, cellular component: membrane.
AUGUCCAGAUUCCUUGCACAACGCGCUUUGUUCGAAGUCCACGAAUCCCCUUCAAAGAUGUACAGCUGGGUCGUCUUUAUAGCAGCAAACAUCCUUGUCGGAAUCCCCUACCAGGUCUGCCUCUCCGUGGCCACAUGGGCGUGCUGGUACUUCCCUGUCUUCGGACUUAAUCACGAAUCCGAGACUCGGGUUCUCAUGUGGGCAUUUUGUCUGCAAUUCCUGCUUUUCGGCUCGACGUGUUCGCAGAUGCUUAUUUUCACAAUGCCGAACAUCGAGUCGGCGGCCACUCUGUCGACCAUCCUGUUCACGCUGACCCUGCACUUCAACGGCGUACUGCAAGUGCCCACCGCACUCCCUGGAUUUUGGGUCUUCAUGUAUCACGUCAGCCACUUCACCUAUCUUAUAGGUGGGUGGGCUGGCACGGGCCUGGUAAACAGAUCUGUCGUCUGCGCGGAGAAUGAACCGGCAAUUUUCGAUCCCCCGACCGGACAAACAUGUGGCCAAUAUCUCUCAGCUUACCUGGCGGAUGGUGCCCCGGGGUCCUUACUCAAUCCUUCUGCCAACGCAAGCUGCAGGUACUGUCCCAUCCGGAACGCCAACCAGUUCCUUGUACAGUCGUGGAUUCACUCAUCGGACCAAUAUCGGAAUCUGAGUAUCUUGUUUGCAUACAUUGCUUUCAACGUGCUCGCCGCGCUCUCGCUAUACUACAUCUUUAGAGUCAGGGGAUUCUCAAUCAAGAGUCUGCGGAAGCCGCAGCCGCAGGGACCCGAGGAUGGGAAAGAGCACGAAGACAAACAGCGUAGGAGGAAAGGCUUUUAUCUGGGCUUUUACUACAAUCUGGUGUUGGCUAUUCUGAGGAAUCUAGUUCGAUACCGGCCCUGCCCGGUUAUGAUUUGA